AUGGGCUGGGCCCUGCACAGGCCACGAGCAGGAUCCGUUAGAUUCACUGACAAAGUUAAGAAAUAUCUAACUGCAAAGUUUGACCUAGGGGAACAAUCAGGGCUAAAAGCUGACCCUCAGCAAGUCUCAAAUGAUAUGCGCAAGACAAGAGAUGAGCAGAAUAGAAGGUUGUUUGAACGAGACGAGUGGUUGACCAAGAGCCAAGUACAGGGUUUCUUUUCUCGCCUUGCAGCAAGCAGAAGAAGGCAACAAGCACACUCAGAAAUCGAGCACAAUCCAAAGGAACUAUUUCUAGAGGAAAAAGAAGCUGAAAGACAACAGCUGAUGGCGCACAUUUCUAACGAACUGAGGCCGCAACACCCUCUGUCUUACGACGCCUUUAACUUGUGCGAGUGUGCGAGAGAUAAUAAGCUGAGUCUUUUUAAUGUUUCACUGCUUAAAGAAAUCUUGCGCUUUUUUGAAGUACCAUUUAAAUCAAGAGACAGGAAAAAAGACCUGAUUGAACAACUGAUGUCCUUUAUACAAGAAUGGAAAUCGGUGAAGGGCCGAAAUUUGCCUUAUCCGUUCUUACGCGGACAGCCUCUUAUCAAGAGAUUCCGCCAAAAGUGUGAACUGCUCCUUGAUGGACCGUUAAAAGCUCGAGACGGCACUCAAAAAUGCAAAUAUGUGCUACUAUGGUCAGGCGAUUACGGAAUAGACUUAUUUAACACUUGGUCGCUAACCGAAGACCAACAAAAAGACCUGAAAGAAUACUGGAAAAGAUUCGAAGACCAUGUUAAACCACAAGCAAACCAUAUCUUGAACAGAUAUUAUCUACGAGGUCUGAAACAGAAUAAUCGUCCCCUAGCCACCUUCCUGACUGAAGCAAGGCUACUCAUACAGAGCUCAGGUUACCCACCUGACUUACAUGACGAACUCAUGCGUGACACAUUAGUUUUCGGCACCGAUUCGGAAGAGGUCAGACGAAAAUGCAUUGCCCGCGGUAAUGAAUUAACCUUUGCAAGGGCAAAAGAAAUUGCACGAACUGAUGAGGCUACCCAGAUGCAAUUAAAAGCAAUGAGUGACACUACAAACCCAAAGCAAGAAGAAAGGGAAGUCAAUGCAAUCAGCAGAGGAAACAAGCCCAGAAACCAGCCCCACCAAAGGUACACCAGUGGUAGAGGAAACAGACGACGUGACAACAACCUAAGACAGUGCUACAGAUGUGGAGACACACCACACACCAAAGACCAGCAGUGCCCAGCCACUGGAGUAGAAUGCUUCAACUGCAACAAACGCGGUCAUUUUAGCAAAGUUUGCAAGUCUAAAACAAGGUCAGAUGUGAUGACCCUACAAAAAGAACAACCUGAUGGUGUAACAAGUGAAUGCACAAGCUACGACAAAGUCUUCCUGGGAACACUAGAAGCCCGAGACAGCCCCAGUACCUCAAUGAUCGCAAGCAUUGAACAAAAAGAAAAACAACGCACCAAAGUCAUGACUGAAAUACAAGUCACGGUAGACCCCCAUGAUACACACCUGAUACCUAUUAUCUGCAAGGUCGACACUGGUGCAGAAGUUAAUGUCAUCUCCAAAGACGACUAUGACAGACUCAACCGCAGUUCCCAGCAGAUACCCCUUGGCCCAACACACCACAGGAUUACUGCGUAUGGAGGCCACGCCAUCAAGACCCUUGGAACCUGUCCACUAUACAUCCAUCAAAAUGGCAGCAUUAAAGAAGUCGUUUUCAAUGUUACUGACGUACCAGGACCUACAAUGCUUGGCUGUAAAACCUGCGAGGAACUUGAGCUGGUAAAAUUUAAUUGCAGCCUAGAAACCUCCAAAGAAGACAAAGAGACCCGCCUUAAAGAACACAGACCAUGCAAACCGCACCAAAGGACCAGCAGAUACCCUAGCCGUCUAGACACUGAAAUAUACCCCCCACUGGACAGGAUAACCUUCUUCAACAACUUCGGAGACUGCUUUGAAGGCCUGGGAACCUUCAAUAUGAAACCUUAUCACAUCACCCUAGACUCCAAUGCUGAACCUGUCAUCCACGCACCACGUACCGUACCAGUACACCUUCGAGACAUGUUUAGAAAGGAAAUCAACACCAUGGUAGAACUUGGAGUGCUCAUACCCGUAAGCGAACCCACAGACUGGGUUAAUAGCAUCGUCCUCUCUGAAACAACCAACGGCAAAGGAGAAGUCACCAAAAUCAGAGUCUGCCUCGAUCCACGUGACCUAAAUAAGGCAAUAAAACGCGAACACUACUACACCAAAACAAUUGAUGAGGUAGUCACACAGCUUAGUGGUGCCAAAUUCUUUAGUGUAGUUGAUGCCAAAAAGGGCUACUGGCAUGUACCAUUAGACGAAGCCAGCUCCUACCUGACUACUUUCAACACCCCGUUCGGGAGAUACCGUUUCACCCGGCUUCCCUUUGGCCUUAUUGUAUCACAAGAUGUGUUCCAGAAACACUUAGAUUCAGCACUGGAGGGCCUGAAAGGAGUCACCGGCAUUGCAGACGAUACAUUCAUAUACGGAGCUACAGAGGAAGAGCACGAUGCGAACAUGGUAAACCUCAUGAUCAGAUCCAGGGAAAGGGGAAUCAAAUUCAACAAAGACAAAGUACAGCUCAAAUGUCAGGAAGUCAGCUUUUUUGGCCACAAAUGGACCCAGGAUGGAAUCAAACCAGAUGACAGUAAGAUAUCUGCAAUCCAGAAGAUGACCCCACCUGAGAACCGCAAAGACCUCCAAAGCUUCUCAGGCCUCGUAAACUACCUUACAAGAUACUCAGGGCGAUUGGCUAGCCUCACAGCACCACUGCGAGAACUUACCAAGAAGGACACCGCAUAUGUAUGGGGACCUGAACACGACGACUCAUUCAACCAAGUCAAACAGGAAAUCACAUCAAUGGGAGUCCUCAGAUACUUUGACCCAAACAUCGAGUCUGUCAUUCAAACUGACGCUUCCCAGAAGGGAGUAGGCGCCGUCCUUUUGCAGCAGGGGCAACCUGUAUGCUAUGCCUCCAAAGCACUUACAGACACAGAAAAAAACUACAGCAACAUUGAGAGAGAAACACUUGGUGUAGUAUGGGGCCUAGAGAGAUUUAACUACUACAUUUUUGGGAAGCACUGUACAGUAAACACUGACCAUAAACCUCUUGAGGCGAUUUUCAAGAAGCGACUGUCCAGUUGCCCACCUAGAUUACAGAGGUUCUUGAUGAGAGCCCUGAAAUACGACGUUACGGUCAACUACGUAAAAGGUCCUGAUGUACCAAUAGCCGACGCUCUCUCAAGAGUCAGCCCCCAGCCUACCCCUAGCAGCAGUCAACUUUCAGAGAUAUAUGUCCACCACGUCACACAACAUCUCCCUGCAACUCCAACAAAGCUACAACAGAUCCGUGACGAAACAGGGAGGGAUCCUGUGUUGUCUCUGUUAAAAGAAAUGGUCUUUGAAGGAUGGCCACAGAAAAGAGAAGAGUGCCCCCAACUGCUACAUGGCUAUUGGAAUUUCAGAGAAGAGCUGACCAUCGAGGACGGCUUAGUACUAAAAGGAGACCGCAUCGUGAUACCUCCUACUCUCAGACCUGAAAUCCUGAACAUCAUACACCAAGGCCACCUAGGGCAAGAGAAAUGCCUUUUACGAGCACGUACAUCCGUUUUCUGGCCUGGAAUUACAAAGGAAAUCAUCAACCAAGUUAACCAGUGCGAACCCUGCCAGAAAUACCAAAAUAAAGCAAGGAAAGAGCCAAUACUACAGCCAGAACCGCCACACCGACCAUGGGAAAGACUCAGUUCGGACUUGUUCGAAUUUAGAGGGCAGCAAUACCUCCUGUUGACAGAUCAAUACAGCAGAUUUCCUGUCAUCAGGAGACUAACAAGCACCACGUCAUCUGCAGUUAUCAACCAUCUGAAGAGCAUCUUUGCAGAACACGGCAUCCCUACGCAGUUGACGACCGACAACGGACCGCAGUACAGUUCGGCAGAAUUCAAGCAUUUUAUGAACGUCUACGGGGUAGAACACAUUACUAGCUCCCCCCUAUACCCCCAAUCCAACGGGUUUGCUGAGCGAAUGGUCCAGACCGUGGAAAACAUUCUCCAAAAGUGCGAUGAAAAUAAAGAGGACCCGUACCUUGCUCUCCUAUCAUACCGGGCCACUCCCUUGGAUCACCAGCUGAAAUCCCCAGCAGAACUGCUCACCAACAGAAAAUUUAAAACUAGAUUACCAGCAUGCCAUAGAGUCCUCCUCAACCACUCUCACCAUGAGGUCAUGAAAAGUAAGCUCAUAGCCCGUCAGGAGAAACAAGCCCACUAUUACAACCAGCAUUUAGGACCACCCAAAAAGCCAUUCGAAGCUGACCAACCCAUCCGCACGUACAACCACCACUCACAAACCUGGGAACCUGGCAUUAUUGUAAAACCCGCCAAACAGCCAAGAUCUUACAUCAUCAGAUCCAGCAGUACAGGUACCACCUAUCGAAGAACACGGGCCCAACUGAAACCAGACACAACUGCAGUGAGGGGAACACAAUGCCAGCGGGUGGAAACCCCAGUAUACCAAGGUUCUGAGAUACCUCAGCAGACAACUAGUCUUGCCCCAGUCAGUCACACACAGACAUCGCACAAAAACGGUGCAGCCCCCAGACCAGGAUCUGGCGAAACAGUGCCACUGAACAACAUCCCCCAGGGACCCUCAGACAUAGCUGGAGGAUAUGUGACCAGAUCUGGGAGGACUGUGACACCUGCACAAAGGCUGGAUCUAUAA
Pocillopora verrucosa is the source of this 4743-nucleotide messenger RNA. Lineage: Eukaryota; Metazoa; Cnidaria; Anthozoa; Scleractinia; Pocilloporidae. The record is from RefSeq and is a predicted model, not a curated record.